UUGACAUCCUACCUCAAGGAAGUGGCCGUUGCCCCAAACAAGAUUCAGACGCUCUGGCGCGGCACAGUUCCUUCAGCACUCAGGACUGGGUUCGGCUCCGCUCUGUAUUUUACCUCGCUCAAUUCCAUCCGCCAACAUGUCGCAGAAUCGCGCUUGUUCGACCAGGUUACAAGCCGGGCCGCCCAUUCCUCGUCACUGCCAACGCUCAAUCCGUCGGCCAACCUUGUCUCCGGCGCCGUCGCGAGGACCUUUGCUGGAUUUGUCCUGAUGCCAUUGACAGUCAUCAAAGUUCGAUAUGAAUCGAAUCUGUAUUCUUACCAGUCUAUUCUCGGUGCCUCGACCGACAUUUACAAAACCCACGGCCUUCGCGGUUUCUUCGCCGGCUUCGGCGCUACUGCUGUGCGCGACGCCCCUUACGCAGGCAUGUAUGUACUAUUCUACGAACUGCUCAAAAAGCGGCUGAGCGUCGUAUCAUCUCGGGGUCGGGAGGGGCAAGGCUUCAAGACCUCGCACGCAACCGUGGUCAACUUCAGCUCCGCCAUCAUGGCUGGUGCUACCUGCUCCGUCAUUUCGAACCCCUUUGACGCUAUCAAGACGAGAAUCCAACUUCAGCCGACCAUUUAUCGAAACAUGUAUCAGGCUUGUCACAAGAUGGUCACAGAAGAGGGCAUUCGCUCACUCCUGGAUGGAGUCAUGCUUCGUAUGAGCAGGAAGGCAAUGAGCUCGGCUUUAGCCUGGACUGUGUAUGAAGAAUUGAUUAGAAGAUCCGAGCGCACCUGGCCCUCCACCAAUACGACCACGAAGAGAGCACAGCCGUAG
Colletotrichum karsti is the source of this 819-nucleotide messenger RNA. RefSeq lists its product as uncharacterized. Gene Ontology annotation, biological process: glycine import into mitochondrion. Gene Ontology annotation, molecular function: glycine transmembrane transporter activity. The transcript has a single exon. Gene Ontology annotation, cellular component: mitochondrion. The record is from RefSeq and is a predicted model, not a curated record. NCBI's taxonomy places the organism in Eukaryota, Fungi, Ascomycota, Sordariomycetes, Glomerellales, Glomerellaceae.